Magallana angulata is the source of this 2280-nucleotide messenger RNA. Its product is annotated as mucin-5AC-like. The record is from RefSeq and is a predicted model, not a curated record. NCBI's taxonomy places the organism in Eukaryota, Metazoa, Mollusca, Bivalvia, Ostreida, Ostreidae. The coding region runs from base 1 to 2280 and encodes 759 amino acids. The transcript has 6 exons.
AUGUCGCCUGAAACAACAUUAUUGUCAACUGAAUUGACAAACAAAGCUUCAACAACUGAGACGUUAAGUCCAACUGACAGCAUUACCACAGUUGUAAUGACAACUGAAACAUCAGCUCCUACUGAUAGCACAACCACAGACGUAAUGACAUUUGAAAACUCAGCGUCAAGUAGUACAUACAGCACCAGUAUAGAAGAUAUAACGACUGAAACGUUGAUUCCAACAGACGACACAUCAACAAAUGCAAUGACAACUGAAACGUCAAGUCACACUGACAGCAUAACCACAGAUGCAAAGACAACUGAAACGUCAAGCUCCACUAUUGGCACAACCACAGAUGCAAUGACAACUAAAUCGUCAAGUCUUGAUGACAGCACAACCACAGACGUAAUGACAACCAAAACGUCAAGUCCUACUGAGAGAACAACCACAGACACAAUUAAUACUGAAACGACAUGUCCUACCGACAGCACAACCGCAGAUGCAAUGACAACUAAAACGUCUAAUCCUACUGACAGCACAACCACAGACGCACCGACAACUGAAACGUCAGGUCACACUGAUAUCACAACCACAGAAGCACCUGCAACUGGAACGUCAAGCCCUACUGACAGCACAACCACGUAUGGAAUGACAACUGAAGCGUCAAGUAGUACUGACAGCACAUCCACAGAUGCAAUAACAACUAAAACGUCAAGUCUCAGUACAUCCACAGAUAAAAUGACAACUGAAACGUCAAGUCCCACUGACAGCAUAACCGCAGAUGCACCGACAACUAAAACGUCAAUUCCCAGUAAAAGUACAUCCACAGACGCACCGACAACUGAAACAUCAAGUCCUACUGACAGCACAACCACAGAUGCACCGACAACUGAAAUGUCAAGUCCUACUGACAACACAACAACAGAUGCAAUGACAACUGAAACGUCAAUCCCUACUGACAGCACAACCACAGACGCACCGACAACUGAAACGUCAAUCCCUACUGACAGCACAACCACAGACGCACCGACAACUGAAAUGUCAAGUCCCACUGACAGUACAACCACAGAUGCAAUGACAACUGAAACUUCAAGUCCCACUGACAGUACAACCACAGACGCACCAACAAUUGAAACGUCAAGCCCUACUGGCAGCACAACCACAGACGCACUGACAACUGAAACGUCAACUCUUACUGACAUUACAACAACAGAUGCAAUGGCAACUGAAACGUCAAUCCCUACUGACAACACAACCACAGAUGCAAUGACAACUGAAACGUCAAGCCCUACUGACAGCACAACCACAGACGCAACGACAACCGAAACAUCAAGCCCUACUGACAGCACAACCACAGAGUCAACUGAAACCACAACAACAGAUGCAAUGACAACUGAAACGUCAACUCCUACUGACAGCACAACAACCGAUGCAAUGACAACUGAAACGUCAACUCCUACUGACAGCACAACCACAGAUGCAAUGACAACUGAAACGUCAAGCCCUACUGAAAGCACAACAACAGAUGCAAUGUCAACUGAAUUGUCAACUCCUACCGACAUCACAACCACAGACGCACCGAUAACUGAAACAUCAAGUCCUACUGACAACACAACAACUAAUGCAAUGACAACUGAAACGUCAAGCCCUACUGACAGCACAACCACAGACGCACCGACAACUGAAACGUCAAAAAGUUCCGAACAGCGUUGUGUGAUGACAUACGAAUUUUCUGGAGGAAACCACGAAGUUCCCUGUUUUAAUGACACUUACUCCUGGAUUGUCAUACAGAGACGAUACGACGGAAGUGUUGAUUUCUACCGGAACUGGGCUGAAUAUAAAGUUGGCUUCGGUGACCUAGAUUCUGAAUUCUGGUUAGGAAACAACUAUAUACAUGAGCUGACUAGUAUCUUUGGAUACACUCAUUUAAGGAUUGAAAUAAAGGCGUUUGAUGGCCAAGAGGGAUACGCUGAAUACUCAUUCUUAGUAGACGACGAAGCUCUUUUGUAUAAAAUACACAAUACAUGGAUAUCGGGGGACAUUGGUGAUACAUUAUGGAUAACAGAUGGCGCCUCAUUUUGCACUAUGGAUCAGGAUAAUGAUGGAAGCAAGACCAAAGUGUGCACAGAUGUAUAUCAAGGAGGAUGGUGGUAUUCAUGGGCUGUUUGGUGCACAGAAGGGAAUCUGAAUGGGAAAUACAACCACGUUUAUAAAUCAGAUAAGACCGGGAUCUUUUGGUUUCAAUUUGACAAUCAUCACACUCUUAAAGAAGUGCGAAUGAUGAUACGUAAACCUUAG